Messenger RNA from Diaporthe batatas, 1413 nucleotides. RefSeq lists its product as uncharacterized. Gene Ontology annotation, molecular function: protein binding. Gene Ontology annotation, cellular component: Set1C/COMPASS complex. The record is from RefSeq and is a predicted model, not a curated record. NCBI's taxonomy places the organism in Eukaryota, Fungi, Ascomycota, Sordariomycetes, Diaporthales, Diaporthaceae. The transcript has 2 exons. The coding region runs from base 1 to 1413 and encodes 470 amino acids.
AUGAAUCUGUUGCUCUCAGACGACUAUCUCCUCCAGGACUACCCCGAAAACAUCACCAACACCAUCCGAUCCGGCCAUGCGACAUGUCUGCGCUUCAACCACAAGGGCGAUUAUCUCGCCUCAGGCCGCGUUGAUGGUACUGUCGUAAUAUGGGACCUGGACACCAUGGGUGUCGCUCGCAAGCUCCGGGGCCAUUCAAAGAGCAUUUCUUCCCUGAGUUGGUCCCGGUGUGGGCGAUACCUGUUGUCCGCGUGCCAGGGGUGGAAGGCAGUACUAUGGGAUCUCAAGGAUGGGAAACCUCACCGCCAGGUCCGAUUUAAGGCACCCGUGUACAUUGCAGAGCUUCACCCUUUGAACCACCUUCAGUUUGUCGUUUCCCUCUACGAAGAGCAACCACUCCUUGUCGACAUAUCUGAGCCCGUUGCACAGAAACACGUCCUAGCAACAGCACCCAGGCGCGUCAAGGUCGAAGAAGACGCAGAGAAGAGAGCACGCCAGAAGAAGGAUGACGCGAGGCAUAUGACCACAGUGACGAUCUACACCAAGUCCGGCGACCACAUUCUCGCGGGCACGAGCAAGGGCAAUCUGAACAUCAUCGACGCGCGAACCCACGAGAUAAUAUACACACAACUCAAGGUGUGCAGCGGUGUAGUCACAACGCUCAAGCUGACGCGGUCAGGGCGGGGGCUGCUCGUAAAUGGCCAGGACAAGGUCAUCAAGACGUUUCACCUACCCGACCUCUCAGCAGAGGAUCUCGACUCCGAUACGAUCCAGCUGCCUAUCGAGCACAAGUUUGAGGAUGUGGUGAAUCGCUGCUCCUGGAACCACGUCACCUUCAGCUGCACAGGAGAGUACGUGGUGGCCUCCACGUACAACAACCACGAGCUAUACAUCUGGGAGCGUGGGCACGGGAGCCUCGUGCGGAUGCUUGAGGGGCCCAAAGAAGAGCAGGGCGUCAUAGAAUGGCACCCUUCCAAGGCCUUACUGGCAGCAUGUGGACUAGAGACUGGCCGUAUCAACAUCUGGAGUGUGACGAGCCCACAGCGCUGGUCAGCCUUGGCGCCGGAUUUUGUCGAGGUGGAGGAGAAUGUCGAGUACAUGGAAAGGGAGGACGAGUUUGACAUCCACCCCCAGGAGGAGAUCAAGAAGCGCAAGCUGGAUCAGGAAGAUGGGGAUGUUGACGUCAUGACCAUUGGAUUGGUAGGUGUUGGCGAUCAUCCGGGUGGGUUUGAGAUGCCGAUUCUUUUCAAUCUAGGAGACUCGGACAGUGAGGAAGAAUUCGUUGCUGUGUCAACAGGGACCGUCAGACGGAGAAGUCCUGGGGACGGCGCGGACGCGAGCGGAGAGGCGACAGGGGCAGAGGAAAAGUCAGGCAAAAAGACAGGCAACAGAGGAAGAGCCAGAAAGAGGUAA